UAAAGGGCUGCCUCUCUCUCUCUCUGGGCGUUCCACACUCAUCUUCCCGCCUGCUGCUGCUUCCUGGGAUUAAAGCGUCUGAGGCGUCUGUUGCAGAAACAGUAACAGCAACAAGAGCGGGGCGAGCCGGUGACGUGGUAAAUCCUCCGUAGACCCGAUUCACGAAGGAGGCGGAGCCAUAGGUCCAGUCCUCUGAAGUUCUGAGAUAUCGUCACGGUGCAGAAAUGUCUUUUCUGUCCGUCCUGCUGCCUCUGACAGGCCUCCUCCUCCUCCUCCUCCUCUCCUCCAUGUCGUCAGUGGACAGUUCAGAGUCCAGCGUGCCUCACCCGAUCCCCUGUGUGACCCGGGGAGCCGACCUGAUGGAGGACGGGGUGGUGGUGUUAUGUCCUCCUGACUGCACCCAGGGGGGGGUGUCUGUGUUCGGGACGGGAAUCUACGCCUCCGUCUCCUCCGUCUGUGGAGCUGCUGUCCACAGGGGGGUGCUGGGUCCGUCCGGAGGCCCCGUCAGGGUCCACAAGCUGCAGGGACGCCACAACUACAUGAGCUCCUACGCCCACGGCAUCCAAUCACAGCCCCUGACCCAGUGGAGCGCCUCCUUCAGCCUCGCCAAGCCUGUGAGUGUUCCAUUAGAGCUGACCAGUGUCACCAGUACCACAGCUCUUCCUGCAGCUGCACAACCAGUGAAAAAGCCUCAGAAGAAGCCCUCAGUGAAGAAAGCUCUGACAGGUGGAAAUAAAGACUGUCAGAUCGACAUCGCCAUGGUGAUCGACAGCAGUAACAACAUUGGACAGCGAAGGUUCAACUUGCAGAAGAACUUUGUCGUCAAACUGGCCGCCAUGUUGAGGGUGGGACCGAUUGGACCACAUGUGGGCCUGAUACAGGCCAGUGAUUCUCCCAGGACAGAGUUCCUCCUCACCAACUACACUCAACCUAAAGAGCUGACGUUUGCCAUCAAGGAGGUGUCUUACCUGGGAGGAAACACCAACACAGGUAAAGCCAUCAUGCAGGCAGCAGAGACCUUCUUCAUCCAGGAGAACGGGGGGAGGCGAGGUCACCCACGGGUGAUGAUGGUGCUGCUUGACGGGUGGCCAUCUGACGACCUGGAGCAGGCGGCCAUGUUGGCACGUGAGUCCGGCAUCAACGUCUUCUUGGUUUCCGUGGCCAAGCCGGCGCCGGAGGAGCUCGCCAUGGUGCGGGACAAGGACUUCAUGAAGAAGGCGGUUUGUAAAGAUAACGGUUUCUUCAGCUACCUGAUCCCCGGCUGGUUCAGCACCACCAAACAUGUGAAACCUCUCAGCCAGAGACUCUGCUCGCUGGACGGCCUGCUCUGCAGUAAAACCUGCUACAACUCGGUCAACAUCGGUUUCCUGAUCGACGGAUCGUCCAGCGUCGGCGAGGGGAACUUCCAACUGGUCCUGGACUUCCUGGUGGGAAUUGCCAGGAGCUUCGACAUCUCGGAUAUUGGCGCUCGCAUCGGUGCGGUGCAGUUCACCUACGAACAGAGGCUGGAGUUCGGCCUGUUUGACCACCAUGACAAAGAGGAGGCCGUCAACGCCCUGAAGAGGAUCCACUACAUGAGCGGAGGGACGUCCACAGGAGAAGCCAUCAGCUACACCGCCAACAAGCUGUUCAGACGAACGGGACCAGGCCGCAACUUCCUCAUCGUGGUGACGGAUGGUCAAUCGUACGAUGACGUGAGACUCCCGGCGCUGGAGGCACAGAAACAAGGCAUCACCAUUUACUCUGUGGGCGUGGCCUGGGCCCCCCUGGAUGACCUCAGAGCGAUGUCAUCGCAGCCCAAAGACGGACACACCCUCUUCACCAGAGACUUCACCGGCCUCACAGGGUUCGUCCCUGUGAUCGUCAAAGGGAUCUGCCGAGACUUCACCGAGAGCAACUGAGCAACACGAGCACACACACUGUAAAUAAACACUUCACACGUUAACGACAUGGAAAGAUAGGAUUUACACUAACAACCUUUUUCCAUUUGAUAAAGGAGGCGUUGGAUCCUCAGCACGUAUGAACUCAUUCACUUUACAACUCAGAUUAUCUUUCAAAUGUAAAUCGAACACUAUGAAAAACUUUAAAUAAUUAAAUAACUAACAAACCACAGAUCACUAAUAAAGAUUAACUAAUGAACUGCAGCUCUGAGAUCGUUUAGAAUCUAAGAUGCUUCAUUAAAUUACAAUUAUGAGGAAACUGGAGCAGAAGGAUCUGCUGUGAAAAUGAGAUCAGAUUCAUAAUUAUAACUGUUCAUGAUUCAGUUUAUUUCUUAUUGACCAGACUUUAUAUCUGUAUCUUUAAUUCAUAUGAGAUCCUGUACAUAACAUUUUAUUAUGAGAAAACGUCUCCAGAUACUUUGUCCUUUAGAAAAUAUCAUUAAUGAAUAAUAACACAAAUUAAAAAUGUAUUGUAUUUCUUUUUUAUACAUUUAGUGGCAGUUUUUUUAUCGUUAAAUGUGAAGAUUUCACUUCUCGUGACUGAUGCACGAUAUUUAUCUCAAAAUGUUUCACGUGUUUUCUGGAGGUUUUGUUUCUGAUGUUUUUGACUCUGGAAAAAAAACACAAGAUGGUUUUUAAAAAAACGUUGAAUUGAUUCUUAACUUUUCCAUUUGGAGUAAAACAGACUGAGCUUCAGGUCGUGUAUUACGUGUAUUUUAAUAACUUUAUCUCUUUUGUAAGAAAAAAACUAGAGCAUGGAGCUUCAUUCUUCACCUUGGGAACAUUUAUCUGAAAUAAAACUUCCAAAACUUUAAAGUGCACAUGACAUUUUCCAUUGUACAAAAUUCCCUUUUCUCGUUUAUACGUGAACCAAAUGUUUUGAAUUGGUCCAUCAUAAUGAUAAUUCUAUUUUUUGAUGUCAGAAAGAAUCAAGAGAAACUUGAGUUGUUAAAUAAUUUGCAUUUCUACAGAACUUUGUCUCAGAGGGAAGAAACUAAUUCACAAGUCUUUGUAUUUGUACUUUUAAUUAUUAUUUCACUCAAACUGAUAAAACUCAGAGUUAAAUCCUUUGAACCUUUUCUUUUUGUAUUGUAUUUAUAUAAACCUUUCCCCAAAUUAGAAUAAACUUUUACUUUAAUAUCGUUACAAAGGGAUUUUGUAAAAACAAUCAUGAGAAGAAACUUCUAUAAGUAAUAAAACCGUACAUAUGUUCUUUCUUGUUGUUUGACAUUGACACAGAUGAUUAUUUCCCCUUUCAUAGAAUCAGUUUAUUAAAUGUUUGUAGUUUUGGAAAAGGAAAGAAAGGAUCAUGUUUAACACAAAAUGAUGAACAGGAAUGGAAAGAACAUCGAAUAGAUCAUCUGUGUGAAUGAAACCUCUGAAUUCUCUUCUGUUUGUAAACCUCUUGUGUUUCCCAAUAAAGAAUUCAUAUUUUUACA
Messenger RNA from Hippoglossus stenolepis (Pacific halibut), 3379 nucleotides. It is a transcript of the gene coch, whose product is annotated as coagulation factor C homolog, cochlin (Limulus polyphemus). The record is from RefSeq and is a predicted model, not a curated record. NCBI's taxonomy places the organism in Eukaryota, Metazoa, Chordata, Actinopteri, Pleuronectiformes, Pleuronectidae. The transcript has 16 exons. Bases 225 to 1901 code for a protein of 558 amino acids.